UUCUCCAUCAAGCGAUCGUCAACUAUUACAGCUGGUAAUCAUGGUUUCCAAAGUGGCUCUCCUCCUCGCCGUCCUGGUCUGCAGCCAGUACCUGGCCCAGGGCGUCUACGUCAUUCCCAAGUCGGCCUGGGGUGGUCGCGGCGCCAAGUGGACCGUGGCCCUGGGCAACUACCUGAGCUACGCCAUCAUCCACCACACCGCCGGCUCCUACUGCGAGACCCGUGCCCAGUGCAACGCCGUGCUGCAGGGCGUCCAGAACUACCACAUGGACUCCCUGGGCUGGCCCGACAUCGGCUACAACUUCCUGAUCGGCGGAGACGGCAACGUCUACGAGGGACGUGGCUGGAACAACAUGGGCGCCCACGCCGCCGAGUGGAACCCCUACAGCAUUGGCAUCAGCUUCCUGGGCAACUACAACUGGGACACCCUGGAGCCGAACAUGAUCUCCGCCGCCCAGCAGCUGCUCAACGAUGCGGUCAACCGUGGCCAGCUCAGCUCCGGCUACAUCCUGUACGGCCAUCGCCAGGUCAGCGCCACCGAGUGCCCCGGCACCCACAUCUGGAACGAGAUCCGCGGCUGGUCCCACUGGCCACACAAUCGAUCCACAACCAUGGCAAACAAAGCUCUCGUCCUUCUGGCAGUCCUCUUCUGCGCCCAGGCCGUCCUCGGCGUGACCAUCGUCUCCAAGUCGGAGUGGGGCGGCCGUUCGGCCACCAGCAAGACCACGCUGGCCAGCUCCCUGAGCUACGCCGUGAUCCACCACACCGCCGGCAACUACUGCUCCACCAAGGCCGCCUGCAUCACCCAGCUGAAGAACAUCCAGGCCUACCACAUGGACUCCCUGGGCUGGGCCGAUAUCGGCUACAACUUCCUGAUCGGCGGAGACGGCAAUGUCUACGAGGGACGUGGCUGGAACGUGAUGGGUGCCCACGCCACCAACUGGAACUCCAAGUCCAUCGGCAUCUCCUUCCUGGGCAACUAUAACACCAACACCCUCACCUCUGCCCAGAUCUCCGCCGCCAAGGGCCUGCUCUCCGACGCCGUCUCCCGCGGCCAAAUCGUUUCCGGAUACACCCUCUACGGACAUCGCCAGGUGGGCUCCACCGAGUGCCCCGGCACCAACAUCUGGAACGAGAUCCGCACCUGGUCCAACUGGAAGGCCUAAGCGCAGAAGUGCUCUUUGAAAAAUGUAAAAAAAAAACAAUUCAAUUAAUGUCUUAAAAUUACAAUCGC
Drosophila takahashii is the source of this 1233-nucleotide messenger RNA. RefSeq names its product Peptidoglycan recognition protein SC2 (gene PGRP-SC2). The record is from RefSeq and is a predicted model, not a curated record. Gene Ontology annotation, molecular function: N-acetylmuramoyl-L-alanine amidase activity; peptidoglycan binding; zinc ion binding. NCBI's taxonomy places the organism in Eukaryota, Metazoa, Arthropoda, Insecta, Diptera, Drosophilidae. Gene Ontology annotation, biological process: innate immune response; peptidoglycan catabolic process.